AUGUUAGUACCAGAGUCUUCAAAUCUCAAACACUCUGGUACUAACAUGUACCAGACGCGAGUUUCCAAUGCCCUCGUACGAUUUUCUAUUCAGAUCUUCUUGAAUGAGAAGGUCUUCAUAGAAACUCGUACGAGGGCUUCUCUUUUAAAUACUCUGGUACCUGCUGGUAUCGGAGUCGACUUUACAGCCCUUUCCCCAAUUUUGAAGCUGGGGAAAGUUUUCAAGCAAUGA
This is a messenger RNA of Trichomonas vaginalis G3, 231 nucleotides long. RefSeq lists its product as uncharacterized. Lineage: Eukaryota; Parabasalia; Trichomonadida; Trichomonadidae. The record is from RefSeq and is a predicted model, not a curated record. The coding region runs from base 1 to 231 and encodes 76 amino acids. The transcript has a single exon.